UUUCGCUCACACUUCCUUCCCCCGGAGGUCACAUCGGUGACAUUUCAGUUGUUCCCCAAACAGCUAAUAGAUUGCAACUCCUGUGGCCACCCAGGACCGGCCCAACCUCUUUCAUCUUGCACACACCCCACACCUCGCACCUCUGCGUUGAGCUGGCACCUGGAGCAGUGAUUCUGCUGCUGGGUGCGCUGACACGGCAGCGCUGUGAGCAGGUAUGUCUGUCACACUGCAGAGCGCGGGUAACAGGGAGACAAACUCAGUCACCCACGUCCCCACUUCCAGCCCAGAGCUGCCUGCCAGGGGGGCCAUGAGGAGGAGCAUGGAGCACCCUGUGAGGGCGGGAGGGGUGUCUGUCCUUCUGCUUUCCCAGUGCAGCGGGGAACCCCCAGCCCUGGGCAGAGGUUGUCCCACUGUCCUGCCAUCACCCUGCCUGGAGCACCAGGCCCCGAUGUGCUGAGCGCCUCAUGGGGACAACAAAACCCUUUUUCCUCUGACUUGGACUGGAUGUGAGUGCUUUCAGCUGGAGGACAGGAACACCACGCUCAGCUCAGAGUUCUGAUGACAGCUGCGCUCACACAUGCACGCCGCGGUUCCACCUCUCGUCCCUCCCUCCCAGCAGCGACGUGGUGCCCCUGGGAGCCAUGGCCUGGAGGCUGCGCAGUGCCUGCGUGGUCGGAAGCAGUGGGGAGGGGGUGUGGGAGGCACGGGAGCCGCGGGCUGAACAGGGGGCCAGGGAGAAGAUGCUGCCGCUCGCCCAUGGGUUGGGUGGCAGUCACUGCAGAUGCAGAGGGCAGAGUACAGCAUGCAGAGCAGAACGUGCUGCCGGCCCUGCCCUGCCCUGCUCUACUGCGGCAGUGCUGGAAGCAGAGCGCGGCAGUAAGGCCACUGAGCGGUUUGGAAGGGAAACUCAUGCCGGACUAUCUCAGGUCUGUGGUGGGGAGAUGGGCAGUGGAGGGGUUGCAGCAGGCCGGGCAGGGGUUCUGCUUUGCCCACGGUGCCACUGCCCCCCAUCCCGGUACCCUCCUGCUGCAGGUGGUAUGAGGGAUGAGGUGCCGGAAGCGCACGCUGCUGGUGCUGGCCCUGUCCCUGCUGCUCGGCCUGUGGCUGUUGUUCCGGGUCUCCAUGUCUGGCCCAGGCCUCCCUCCCUCCCUCCCCACCGCCCGCUGCACCGCCAGCAUCAACGCCUCCGCCUGGUUCAGCGCGCGCUACGAUGCGGCCGUGGGGCCUCUGCUGACUGGCCCGGCCCAUGAGCUCUCCCCAGACGUGGUUCACUGGUGGCUGACCCUGCAGGGCACCCCCAACACUGCUCCACUCCAGGCCAUAAUCCAGAAGCUCUUUGCUGUCCUCCCAGCCCCGAAUGGGAGUGUGUGGGAUCUGUCGCAGUGCAGGACAUGCGCCGUGGUGGGCAACUCAGGGCGGCUGAAGGGGUCCCGCCAUGGCUCGCAGAUUGACGCCCACCACUGGGUGCUGAGGAUGAACAGAGCUAAGACAGUGGGCUUUGAGGUGGAUGUCGGCGCGAGGACAACCCAUCACUUCAUGUACCCAGAGAGCGCGAUGAACCUCUGGCCUGGUGUUCACCUCGUCCUCAUCCCCUUUAAGCCACUGGACCUGAAGUGGGUGACCAGCGCCUUCUCCACAGGAGAGCUCACACACACCUACACAAGAGUGAAGCAGUUCAUCAAAGCUGACAGAAACAAGGUGCUGAUCCUGAGCCCAGCCUUCCUCAAGUACAUCCAUGAGAACUGGACGGAGCGCCACGGCAGGUACCCCUCCACCGGCUUCACAGCGCUGCUCUUCGCCUUGCACGCCUGCCAGCAGAUACAGGGCUGCAUGUGGUGGGUACUCACUGUGGGUUGGCCGACCGCCCGCACAGUGAUGGAGCUGCUGGCACGCCGCAGGUCUCCGUGUUUGGCUUUGGAGCAGACAGCAAAGGGAACUGGCAUCACUACUGGGAAGAAAACCGCUGGUCUGGAGCCUUCCGCAGGACAAGGGUCCACGAUGCUGAUGUCGAAUUCAGCCUCAUCCAGAGACUGGCAGCUGAAGGCAGAAUAUUGUUCUACCAAUGACACACGCCCAAGAAACGAGGCCAAGCCGUUAGCACAAGAACCAGCAGCUGCAGCGGCUCUUUAGCUUGCUUCUGCCCCUCGCUGGCCGGGGCAGCCUGCACUCCACGCGUGUUGCGGUGGUCCCACCAGCUCGGCGCUGCGGACAGUGGUGAGCAUGAAUGGCAGCAGAGCUCUGCUGAGCCUGGGAGAUGCCUGCUGCAGGUCCUGGUCUCCAAACAGGACACAGAGGGGCAGGAGUGGGGCUGAGCCUGUGCUUUGAGAGCCCGCAGUUCGGGUGUUACGCAGCAGGGCAGCUGUAACCGGACAGCGCGCACACAGCCACCUGCCAACGCAGCUCUCAGGGGAUGGAGCUGAGAUUUCCACCCUCUGAUGGCGCUUGGAGACGUUCACUGCUGUUCUUUGGGCAGGCAGAGUGUCUUUACAGAACUAAGGAAUAUAUUUUUAUAUUGUACCAAAGGAGAGUAAGAAACAAAAAAAUGAAGUGUGCCAAGUCAGAAUACAGCAGAAAUGAGUACAGCUGAAAUGAUAUGUUGAAUAAACUUUGAAAGCACACACGGACCUACUGCUAACGUUUGUUUUACUUUUUGAGCCCUUACUGCUCUGCACAACUGAUCACAGACCCUGAAGCCCUUCUGACCAGGGAUGGGAGCAAGCAUCAUCUCCUUCCAGCAACACAAGCACCACCCCAUGCCUCAUUUUUUUGCUGAUGCACUGGAACACACACUGGUUAUUUUGCAAGCAGGCUGCAAAAUUCAAAAGCUGUAGCCAGUCCAAGUGGAUGCUACUAAAGCAUUUGCAAAGGCAAUAGGUUUUCAGAUGUUUUCUGAGAAACAUGCCAAGCAUGGGACCAUUCAGAGCCCUGCUCCUCCAUCUGUGCUGCAGAGCGCAAUGACCAAGAGAGCAGCUCGUCAUUUCCUUUCAGUCACAAACACCAGUGUCCUUGAAUCAGACCCAGCUUUUCCAUGCCUGAAUCCUACUGAUCACGUGGAAAACCACCAGCUCAGUCACA
Molecule: messenger RNA, 3075 nt
Organism: Numida meleagris (helmeted guineafowl)
Lineage: Eukaryota; Metazoa; Chordata; Aves; Galliformes; Numididae
Product: CMP-N-acetylneuraminate-beta-galactosamide-alpha-2,3-sialyltransferase 2-like
Exons: 6
Coding region: 1045-2130 (361 amino acids)
Molecular function (GO): beta-galactoside (CMP) alpha-2,3-sialyltransferase activity
Source: RefSeq, a predicted model, not a curated record